Molecule: messenger RNA, 1596 nt
Organism: Podospora anserina S mat+
Lineage: Eukaryota; Fungi; Ascomycota; Sordariomycetes; Sordariales; Podosporaceae
Exons: 2
Coding region: 1-1596 (531 amino acids)
Biological process (GO): protein localization to plasma membrane
Cellular component (GO): plasma membrane
Source: RefSeq, a predicted model, not a curated record
AUGGCCUCCUACAGAAUUGCCGCUCCCGAUGAGUACCUUGCCAUCACUGGCAUGGGAGUCAAGAAUGUAAAAAUCACCAAGGCCGCUUGGGUAUGGCCCUUCCAGCGCUGCAUGCGCUUCAGCGUGCAGCCCCACGACUACGCCAUGAACCUUCAAGCCAUGACCAAGGAGAAACUCCAGUUCCUUCUCCCAGUGGUCUUCACCGUCGGUCCCGACGUCAACCAGCGCGGCGCUAACAAGAAGGGCAAGUUUCCUGCUCCUCUUGGUGUCUCCGGCGCCGGCAGCGCUGGCUCCCCCGUCGAGGACGAUGAGGACGGAGUCUAUGACUACGACAACCACGGCCAUGUUGCCGGUCGCGAGGACCAAGGGGACUCGCUCAUGAAGUACGCCAUGCUCCUGGCUGAUUCUGGCGCCAAGAAGGUCGGCACCAAGGAUUUCCUCGAGAACAUCGUCAAGGGUAUUAUCGAGGGUGAGACGCGUGUGCUGGUGUCCAGCAUGACGAUGGAGGAGAUCUUCACCGAGAGAGAGGUGUUCAAGAGGAGGAUUUUCCGCAACAUCAAGAGUGAGUUGGACCAGUUUGGUCUCAAGAUUUACAACGCCAACGUCAAGGAGCUGAAGGAUGCGCCAAACUCGAUCUACUUUGAGAGUUUGAGCAGGAAGGCUCACGAGGGUGCUACUAACCAGGCCCGUAUCGACGUCGCCGAGGCCCAGCUCAAGGGUAACGUCGGUGAAUCCAAGCGCAAGGGUGAACAAGAGCGCGAGAUCUCCAAGAUCCAAGCCGAGACCGCUGUUGCCAAGACACAGCGCGAUAUUGAGCGCGCCUCCGCCGAAGCCGUCCUCGACACCCGCAAGGCCGAGCUCAACCGCGACGUCGAGAUCUCCCGCGUGGCUGCCAAGCGCAGCGUCGAGGCUCAGGACGAGGAGUUGAAGGUCAAGGUCGAGAUCAAGCGCGCCGAGGCUGAGCUGCAGCGUCUCCGUGCGACUGAGGUCGUCAAGGCCACCAUUGAGCGCGAGGCCAAGCAGCAGGCUGCCGACGCUGCUGCGUACGAGAUCGAGGCUGACGCCAAGGCCAACUUCGAGAAGGCGAAGCAGCUUGCUGAGGGUGCCGCCUACAAGGUCAAGGUUGAAACUGAAGCGGCGGCGUACCAGACGAGGCAGAACGCCGAGGCUUGGACUGAUGCCGCGGUGAAGCAGGCUGAGGGUAGGCUUGCGGGUGACAUCAAGACUGCGGAGGGUAUGAUGGCCAUGGCGGAGGCGUAUGCCAAGAUGAGCCAGGCUUUCGGUGGUCCUCAGGGCUUGUUGCAGUACAUGAUGAUUGAGAAGGGUACCUAUGUCGAGCUGGCCAAGGCUAACGCUGAGGCUGUCCGGGGCAUGGCUCCCAAGAUCAGCAUCUGGAACACUGGUGCUGAGGCUGGUGGUGAGGGUGGUGCUGCCAAUGGCACGGCGGCCAUGCGCAACAUCUACCAGAUGCUGCCACCUCUCAUGACGACUAUCAACGAGCAGACUGGCAUCACUCUGCCGGAGUGGCAGUUUGGAAAGAUGGCUGCUCAGACUGGGGAGGUGCAGAAGGCUAUGAAGCCCAACAGCACCGCCUGA